This is a messenger RNA of Colias croceus (clouded yellow), 3529 nucleotides long. Its product is annotated as protein cereblon-like. The transcript has 10 exons. NCBI's taxonomy places the organism in Eukaryota, Metazoa, Arthropoda, Insecta, Lepidoptera, Pieridae. The record is from RefSeq and is a predicted model, not a curated record. The coding region runs from base 147 to 1442 and encodes 431 amino acids.
UCCAAAUAAAAAUAAAAAAUAACUUUUCUGAUUUUCUCAUCGCUUGUUGAUAGUGCUUUAUUUUUAUCUCAGGCAUAUUAUUUUUUUUACUAGGUAUAAGAUAAAAUUUCAACAUUUCGCUUUUGCGUGAGCUUCUACGAAGAAUCAUGGAUGACAAUGUAUUAGGGGAUGGUGAUGAUGAACGCAACGCUGCAGGAGAUGGUGAUGAAUCAAUGGCUGAAGAAAAUGAAAAUGAUAAUGAUGAUACCGACGAUGAGGAGGAUUUUGAUAUAUCGCUCGCGGCUUCGCAUUCCUACAUGGGAACAGGGCUUGUAGCAGUCAGUGGCCGUUGUGUACUAGAGCCAGGAUGGACAGGCAGAGUCCCUGUAACUGCGCACCAUGGGAUCGUGUUUCCUGGAGAGAUUGUUCCUAUGAUGCUCACUAACCCGCAGGAUGCUGCUGUUCUAGCUCAGACGUUGGCUAAUGAUAAGCUGUUUGGAUUGCUUUGUCCUGAUGAAAGCGGUACCGUAAUAUCCGGCUAUGGGGUGCUGUGUGAAGUGUUUGAAGCGAGUGGAACAGAUGUGGCUCAGGUCCUCACAUUCAAAGCAAGAGCCAAUCACAGAUUCAGAUUCCUUGAAAUGCCAAAGUAUUCACAGCCCGUACAGAUUUAUAAUAGGAUGCGCAUGGUGGGUGUGCGCGUGCUGCCCGAGGUGCAGCUGGGCGAGCCGCUGCGGCCCGCGCGCCUGCCCAGCCUCGACCGCUGGCGGCGACAGCGCACGCAGCUCGACACUAGGUUGCGCAACAUGGACGCUGCACAGACCCCAUGGCCGCUCUUCGUAUACGAUAUCUUCGAUUACCACCGCAUGAGACAAACUAUCCAGGAAUACUUCAGCCAUAUUGUUAAAACGCCAAUCCCAGAAGACCCAGUGUCACUCUCCUUCUGGACGGCAUCGAACCUGACACUUUCACCAAAGGAAAGACUCGCAUUGUUCAUAGUGGAUGACGCGCUACUGCGACUGCACAUGGAGGUGCGGCUUAUACAAAAGAACAAUGUGUUGUGUUGCACGUCGUGUUCCACCGAAAUAGCAAAGCGGGAACACAUCUUCGCCAUGUCCAGUGAGGGGGUGCACUCAAAUUAUACUAAUUUAGGCGGGUACAUGCACGACAUAGUGACGGUGGUGAGCACGUCGCACACGGAGCUGAGCGGCGCGCCGUCCGCGGAGUACUCCUGGUUCCCGGGCUACACCUGGACCGUGGCGCUGUGUGCCGUCUGCACCACGCACGUGGGCUGGAGGUUUGACGCACUGAAACGCAACCUACGCCCGCAACAGUUCUACGGCGUGUGCCGCAACAACGUGGUCCCGUGUGAAACUCGUCGCCCCGCCCCCGCCCCCGCCCCCGCCCCCCGCACACGCACCACCCUCAUAUACCAACUCCGAGAAGACCCGCUUGAUGAUACUUAACUCGUCACUAUUAUAGAUUAAGAUUAAAAGUCACUGUUAUAGAUUAAGAUUAAAAGGACUUAGCACCCCCCCCCCUCCCCCUGCUCCCCUCCCCCGCGCUCAUAUUUGCGAACUAAACGAAGACCCACUUGACGAUACUUUACUCGUCACUGUUAUAGAUUAAGAUUAAAAGGACUUAGCACUCCCUUCCCCCUACUCCCCUCCCCCGCGCUCAUAUUUACGAAAGAAACGAAGACCCACUUGACGAUACGUAGCUUCGAUUUGCCCUCCUAAUGACCCGCCCGUAUUGACGGGUGGCGUUAGCUACCUAUUGAAGAGGGCAAAUCGCCCUGAACAGACAGACAGCCUCCAAACAGAGGCUGUGCGUGAGAAAACCUCGAUACGUAGCUUACUUAAUCGAUUUAGAACAUAAUGUAGAGCAAAGGACAAAACGCCUCCUCCCCCCACCCACACUUUCUCCCCCGCCCCCUCUGCGAUCAUACACGAACUACGACGACCCACCUGACGAUAUACGUAACUAUUGUCAUUGUUGUAGAUUAUGUAUAGCAAAGGACCCAGAACGGAUCCUUGCAGCACCCACUGUACUAUUUGCCAAAUUCAAUGCUUUUCAGUUCCUGUGUUAUUUGUAAUGACGAAUAGCUCUUUAAUAGUAGUUUUAAGUGUCAUAAAUGUUUUGAUGUUUUAUUAAUUUUUAGGUGUGUCAUUGUAAUUAUUGUAAUGGCCAAAUUUUUUAACUAAAUGUAAAAAAAAAAAUAUUAGCUUUUCCUAUUAGAAAAUGUAACUGAACCUUAUGAAAUUGAGCUGUUAUAACUGUUUUUUUUUUUAAUUCGUAAUAAAAUAAAUUGAUGUCUGUAAUUUUCUGUAUGAACUUAGAUCAUUAAGUAAUGGAUGGAGCACGCUGACAAAUGUUCUAACUAAACUUUCGGCCGAUUUUGGUGCGGGGAGGGUAACUCACACUAUGAAACAAAAUCACACAUUCACAAAAACAAUUUGUGUCUUUACAAAACUCACACUAUUACAAAAUUGACACACUAGCCUGUUUUUGCACACAAACAUGGAUCACACAUAAACAUAACUGUACAUAUACGUAAUAAUACAAUCGCUCUAAAGGGAUGUAAACAAUGAAAAACUGUAUCGAUGUAUCGAUAUUAAAAACAAUAAUUUUGUUGAAAUAAAAAUAAAAUAAUUAUUAUAUUCAUAAAAAUCCUGUACAUGUAUCUUCAUAAUAUAUUAUGCUAGCAAUAUAUGCGAUUUUUCAAGCAUGUUACACAUAACAUGGAAAAAGCCAUUUUAUUUGUAUUUAAAUAUUGUGUAUUUAUUCAUCAUAAUAUCACAUUUCAAUAAAAUAACUAUGUCCAUAUGAACAUUAUCAAAAGUAGUAAUAAAAGUAAAUGACAGUCUGAAAGUAAAGUGAGGAUUGACUGACGGACGAACGGAAAUAACGAAACUAGAGAUUACGAAUACGGAACCAUAGAAUUGGAAAUAACAAACUCUUCUCAUUUCAAAUUAUUAUACUUAGAAAAAUAUUUUUUGAGGUUAUACUUCUUUUGGCGCGAUGGAGAAAAAUGAUGAGAGUGAAUUUUUACGAUGCGCGCGCACACCGACACCUAAAUUUAACAGCAUGAAGUUAGUUCUAGGUGGUAUGAAAAAUGAAAAUUGAUAACUAUGUUCAAGUUGUAUAUUCUAGUAUUUUUUUUCCAUACGCCAAAGAAGUAUAACUUCUAACGCGUGUAACUAUUUCUUUCGAACAAGGUGCAAGAUGCAAGUGCAUUGUUUAGGGCACUUACGAUUCAAUGAUUCGGGGUGAUUCGGGUGUUUCUGGAAAUACAAUAAUUAGCGAAGAUCUGCAUGCGCAUUAUUAAUUUUGAAGAACUGUACUUAUAAGUACUUAUUAUAGUAACUGUACUAUAGUAACUGUACUUAUUAUAAGUACCUAAAUACUUAUAAGUACUUAUAAGUACCUAUUAAACUAAAAUAUAAUGCCGAUAAGUAAUAAUACACUAAUAUAUUUUCAAAAUAUUUUCAGUGACUAUUGCUUUUAAAUAAAUAAGCAUCAACAUUUAACUAAUCAGAUCUUAUAUGACAAU